GAUUAGUAGAGAGUAGGCUCGUAUUAGCAACUCAACUCCCAAGUCAAUCAUAUUCUCUUCCCCUCUAUUCUAGACUCUCCGGCUCCGUCUCUCAGAAUCGAUUUUGUUGAAUUCAAUCGAUGGCAGAUCUGGAGAAGAAAGCCAAAGAAGCAUUCAUCGACGACCACUUCGAGUUAGCCGUCGAUCUCUACACCCAAGCCAUCGCUCUUAACCCUACCAAUCCUGACCUCCUCGCUGACCGUGCUCAGGCCAAUAUCAAACACAACAGUCUCACCGAGGCUGUUGCGGAUGCAAGCAAAGCGAUUGAGUUGGAUCCUUCCAUGGCUAAAGCUUACUUGCGGAAAGGUAUUGCAUGCAUGAAACUUGAGGAGUAUCAGACAGCUAAGGCAGCGUUGGAAGCAGGAGCGUCUUUGGCAACAGAAGAGUCUAGAUUUGCUAACUUGAUCAAAGAAUGUGAUGAGCGCAUUGCAGAGGAAACUGGUGAGACAAAAAAGCAAGCAGUGGAGGCAUCAGUAAACACUCUUUCCCUAAAAGAAGAGCCAGAAGACAUUUCUUGUCAGGCUCCAAUGGUAACACGUUCCAAGUCGAAGUACAGGCAUGAAUUCUACCAAAAGCCAGAAGAGGUGGUUGUGACUAUAUUUGCAAAGGGCAUACCAGCCGACAGUGUUACUGUUGAUUUUGGUGAACAGAUUUUAAGUGUUCGCAUUAAUGUUCCCGGUGAAGAUGCGUACCAUUUUCAAACUCGCUUAUUUGGGAAGAUUAUACUUGACAAGUGCAAAUUUAAUGUCUUGCCCACCAAAGUUGAAAUCCGUCUCACAAAAGCUGAACCAGGUCUGCACUGGGCAUCUCUUGAAUACAAGAAGGAGACAGCAGUGGUAAAAAGGAUUACUGUAUCCUCUGAGAUUGCUCAUAGGCCUACCUAUCCCUCAUCAAAACCAAAAGGAGUUGAUUGGGACAAGCUUGAAGCUGAAGUGAAGAAGGAGGAGAAAGAGGAGAAACUAGAUGGGGAUGCUGCUUUGAACAAAUUUUUCCGAACAAUUUACCAAGAUGCUGAUGAAGACACAAGAAGAGCCAUGCAAAAGCCUUUUGUGGAGUCCAAUGGGACGGUGCUGUCGACAAACUGGAAAGAAGUGGGUACUAAGACGGUGGAGGGAAGCCCUCCUGAUGGCAUGGAGAUGAGGAAAUGGGAGUACUAAGCCGAGCCGCAUGCCGGUUCCAUUGAAUGGACAUGUAUUGUAACCAAAACAGUGCUCUAUUUUGUUAGUCGGUGUUAUUUGUUUUAAAGAAUAACUUUGUGCAAAAUAGAAUAGGUUGACAGCUUGUGUUCCUUUCUUUCUUCACCGCUGCUGUUUAGUGCUCCAGAAAACAAACUGUUUUGGUUGUAAAAUGUCUCCCUUUUCUGCCAGUUUUCAUAUUGUCUAGUCUACUUGUACUGGUCUUUUUGCCCCUUCUUUGAUUGUUCAAUGCUCAAA
Populus euphratica (Euphrates poplar) is the source of this 1472-nucleotide messenger RNA. RefSeq names its product protein SGT1 homolog. The record is from RefSeq and is a predicted model, not a curated record. Gene Ontology annotation, molecular function: protein-folding chaperone binding. Bases 120 to 1196 code for a protein of 358 amino acids. NCBI's taxonomy places the organism in Eukaryota, Viridiplantae, Streptophyta, Magnoliopsida, Malpighiales, Salicaceae. The transcript is spliced from 10 exons.